AUGCCCGCAUUUGAAGUUCUUGGCCCAUUGCAGAUAUCCUUGGGGCGAAUGGUCGGGGACAUCUCUCGAUUUAUGGUGCUGUUUGCUCUCGUUUUGUUCGCUUUCAUGGUGGGCCUACACAAUCUUUAUUGGUAUUACGGUGCACAAAAAUUUAAAAUGUCUGUGAAUGGCCAACCAGUCUAUGUACAUGCCGCAGGCGCAUUCCAAGGUUUACGACACACAUUUUAUAGUCUAUUUUGGUCAAUGUUCGGUCAAGUCAGUAUCAACGAUAUUAGUGUCAAGACGCCGGAAAUAGAUAGAGUUCAACAAUGUGUCGUAAUUGACAAUGACCGCAACAAAAUUAUCUGUACGGAGGACGCGUCUAACAAAACAACAGCAGAGCUGCUGGCGUCUGUAUGGUCGACUGGUAGUGGCAAUCUGCCAGUUGAAAAAAGUACAGCAAUUGUGGAAAGCGUCGGCAUGUUCCUGUUUGGUAUAUAUCACGUGGUAAUCAUCAUCGUCUUAAUAAACAUGUUGAUUGCCAUGAUGAGUCAUUCGUUUGAAGACAUUCAGGGAGAUUGUGACGUCGAAUGGAAGUUUGCUCGCACAAAAUUGUGGAUGAAUUACAUGGAUGAUGGCAGCACUCUACCCGUACCCUUUAAUAUGAUACCAACACCAAAAUCCUUUCUGUACACAUGGGCAUUUUUAAAAGAGCUCUUCAGUCCGCAUUCAGAAGGACUCUUUGAUUUAGAAAGAGCUCGAAAACAAACAUUUAUUAAGGUAACACACGCAGCAAUUUAA
Messenger RNA from Acanthosepion pharaonis, 780 nucleotides. The record is from the annotation of a GenBank genome assembly. NCBI's taxonomy places the organism in Eukaryota, Metazoa, Mollusca, Cephalopoda, Sepiida, Sepiidae.